Synchiropus splendidus (mandarinfish) is the source of this 3254-nucleotide messenger RNA. RefSeq lists its product as uncharacterized. The coding region runs from base 234 to 497 and encodes 87 amino acids. The transcript is spliced from 2 exons. The record is from RefSeq and is a predicted model, not a curated record. NCBI's taxonomy places the organism in Eukaryota, Metazoa, Chordata, Actinopteri, Syngnathiformes, Callionymidae.
AUGUGACACUCUUCUCCGUCGUCUCCUCCAUCCUCAUCUCCGCCGUGUUUCCUCUCACUCCUCCGUUCUUCUCCAUCCUGGCGCCUCGAUUCUCCAUCCAUCCCCAGCAUGCUGCUCACGUGAAGUCCACAAACUCUGACAGCAGCGGGAGCCCGAACAGAUGAUCUGAAGGAGACUUGGGAGAAAAGAGCACGCACUUCUGUUCCUCUCCUGUGUCCACAUCCGGAGCCAGAAUGGAUCUCUCUUUCAUGGCUGCUCAGAUCCCGGUCAUGACGGGGGCUUUCAUGGACUCCUCGCCCAACGACGACUACAGCGGUGAACACUCCCUCUUUAACUCGUCCGCCAGCGUGCACGCCGCAGCCUCGGCGGCCUCCGUCCACGGCCAGCCGGACGAGUCCCAGUCCAUGUCCAGCGACGCCAUCUGGCUGUGGAUCGCCAUCGUCGCCACCAUUGGGAACAUUGUGGUGGUGGGAAUCGUCUACGCCUGCACUUUCUGAUGGAUGUACCUGAACCCCAGAGUCAAACUGCCGACAAAGACAAACUCUGGCCUCCGUGAGCGAGAGCAGCAGCCGUGACACCAGACAAUGAAAUAUACACUUCAAUAUUUCUCCGCUGAAGACUUGGCCACGUGUUUUUGGCACUGAGAAAUCUUGGAUGCUACCGCUGGAGAUCUGCUGCUCUAGCUGCAAGUGAAAACUGGAGACCUGACCUGAGCGCUCACCCGAGAAUUUCCUGAACUUUAAUCCACCGGGCUUAAGUUUGUUUCCGUGUUUCUUCGCCAGCAACACCCUCAUUUGUAAUGUAGCAUCCAGACUGAAGAUUAAAUAAGGCCUCAGAGUCGGGUUGAUCCGGGCCAUCUCAUUCAUGCACCAGAUAGCUGCUGAGAAAUUUAGGACACUGCUGUUUAAUUAUGCGACAGAACAAUGAUGGUGAAUAUUAAAACAUUUAGGAAAGCAACCCUGGGGGCACAGAUAUUAAAGUCAUUGGCGGAAGUGUUCACACUCUUGUUCUAAGACACGUAUAGUGGCAGGAAAUAAAUAAAAAGACGAGGACAGCUGCCCACGACGUGGAACUGGGUGUUGAAUUUCAUGAUGUAAAUGAUUUUGAAGCACAAAACGAACGUGCGCUAAGGAGCUGAAGUGUAACACCUAACUUUUAAAUCAUUUAUAUGUCGAUGAUUUCCUAUCCGCUGUGAGGACGACUGCUUUUUUUUUAGCCUCUAAUAGCCACGCUAUUGUCUGUAAGGGACGGCACCAUGUCAUGUGUGUAUAGAGCUCCGAAGAAGCCAUGGUGAAUGCACUUCAGUCUGCACCUCAGGCAAGGGAACCAGCAACCAAUUCAAGCUGUAAGAUGUAAGAGGAUGACAAAUGAGCGUUGUAAAGAGCACUUUCUCUUGACCCCAACUCACCCUGGUCUGUAACAGAGGUAGAGCUGGAACAUGAUGGAGGAAAAAAUAGCAAUUAUCACGACAGAGUUCGCGAUAGAGGGCAAAGAACUCGAUCCUCCCGUAAGUGCUGAAGGCUCUGGAUGGGUUGUUGUGUAUGACACUGCUCAGUAAAGGGCAGAGGUCAUCAAGACACCCCAUUAUUAUGCCCUGGAUAUUGACCCCCAGAUCCAUCAUGGUGAUCAUCAGCUGCUAUCCCAGCUGUCCUGAGGGGCAUCGGACAUAAGCAGCUCAGAAGUUUGAGUUCAGGUCACUCUACAGGAGCUGAGAACAGCUUUUUGUAGGGAGCUGGAUUGGCUUAUAGCUCCAGUUGUGACAUUAUAACUUUUAACAGAUGAAUCCUCACCUCAAGAAAUGGACAUCUUUGUUCCCCAGAGUAGCAGUUGAAUGUGAAUUUUGAGUGGAUAUUUAGAGGAAGAGACUUGAGAUACAAGACAUUUUCUUAUGGAACGAUGUUGAGCUUCUACCUUGAAGAUCUAGUGAGGUGCGUAGUCGGUCCAACACAAUGCUGUAGCUGUGUGCAUAGUGGUCAGUUUAGACAUUUUCGGGAAGAUGCAGACGUGGUGCCAACUACCAUUAUUCCUGUUUUCAGUCCAUAAAGCAAUUCUGCCACAAUGAGCUUCUCUAUUCUCACCGUAGAUUCAGGUUGACGCAACCAACUGCCACAAUGAACAACAUUUCUGAAAUGACUUCAACAGGAAAGGAGACUAAAGCAGGAUACACACUUUUUUUGUCCCAAUGUCGCCCCUUCCUAACCAAGGCUGAUCCGAUAAGAUAACCCUGUGGUCUGAGGUGAGUCAGAGUGAAUUUGUCCAACCCAUUCUCACUUCUUAAUACUAACUAUCUUCAAGUGACUUUAGCGUCCCAUGCUGAAGUCAGACUUCUGGGUUGCAUGUUGACACUUCAGUGCUUGAUUGAGUCAAAGGUUCACCCUCCUGUGUGACGUUCCAAGACAGAGGAAGAACACAGCCGUCCUCCCUCUUUCUGUUACGUGACGCUCAGCUAACGCGGAAGGAACAUGUGCUUCAAUUGAACUCCUGGAUCUGACUUUACUGACACUAUGGGACGCAAAAGACAACUUUGGCGCCGUUCGACGCCUUGGGAGUGAGACUGUGUUUUACGAUCAAUAAUCUACAUGUGUGGGGAAAACCAGCUGCUCCUGACUUGGACUGUGACAGUAGAAUGUAACCAGUCAGGAAGCGAGUUGCCUGAGAGACACAGAAGCAAAGGCAGGAGUCAUAGGCCGGAUAUCGAUAGGAGGCAGGAUAUCGGUGGGCAGGAUAUCGGUGACUUUUACUUUCGUUCCUUGCACUGUGGUUGUGUUACUGUCAGUCGGGUAGCGGGAUUCUAUUGCUAAAGAGCUCCCAAGGUCACCGUCAUCCCGUCUCCUUAAAUAAAAACUCAUCUGUGUAUCCUGCUUUAGACCACACUGUGAAGUUUGUCUUGACUAUAUUCAGGUAGUACAGAGGGUAUUAUUACUUCAGCAGAACCAAAGUUAAUGCUAUCGGGCAGAUGAUUCCAGCGUGCGGUGAAAGCAGCAGCAACUGUAUUUUGAGCUUUUAUUUUUGAACAAUCAAAUGGUAUUUUUGUGUGAAUCUACAACAAUGAAUGGAUUUCUAUAUCAUUUAAAAACAUCAUUGUUCAUGUCUGACGGUAUAGCUAAUCUACAUCAUCAUCUGUACAAAAUGAUCAUGUGCUCAGACACAAUAUAAAGUGUGGGCCCCAAGAAGGACUUUUCUUUGUUUUGCUUCGUAUGUAGAAAUAUCCAGACAGUAUAUAAAUCACACACACAAGUCUUCUUUUGUACAGA